GUAUUUACAGGAAGCAGCAUGGAGUUUUCGCGGAAAAAAUGACAUAUUUGGAAUCUUCAACCUGCACUAAUCUCAUUAAAACAUCCUAGGAUGUCAUGUCAUUAAGGGACUGAUAAUGAACACAUCAAAAAGGCCACUAUACUUAAAAGCCAGUUAACAUGGAUGAUCACUACAGAAAAACUGGACUGAUAUGCCAACACUAGAUAGAGAACACCCAUUAGGCCUUUUGUCAGGAAACCAACUAGGUUUUUCAAGGACUACAUGACGGCUACAGCCCAGUUCUCACACUCCUCUUCAAUGCAUUACUGCAAAAAGCCAACAGGUCUGUAUGAAGUCUUCCUCUCAGCCUCAUCUCCUGCUACAUCUGGAGUACCAUAGGGUACAGUCAGCCGGUACAGUCCCAAGCCAGUCUUUUCAUGGUGGAUCUACAAGCAGAGCUCCAGAUAAGGAUUUAGUCUUAAGGACUGAUACGACACUAUGAGUAUCUGUCGAAGACUGUGCAGGGUUCAUCACUUGUAUUUACAAGUAUGCAGACUUAGCUCCAACAUUGGAAGCAUUGGCGAUGUGGAUACAGUAACAAAUGAAGAUGUUACGAGUCCUCAAAUAUCAGCUGAAGAUAAAAAAAACAACAUGUUAUCUUCUGCAAGUUUUCAUUCAGAACUUCAUUCAGACAUAUCAACCGAGAGUGCUUCCAGUUUGUCCAAUUUACAGAUUAAUAACAGGGUCUUGGACUCAACAAAAGAGAUUUCAGACUUUAUGACAAAGAAUGACAUUCCUUUUCGGCAUGGUCAGACUUGCUUUUUUGCUGUUUGCCCAAAAUUUGGUAAAUUGGCCAUGAAGGCAAUGAAAGACAAAGACUGCAUUUACAUAAACUCUAUUUCAGGUUAUUUUCAUUGCAAAAAGUGUGGAGCAAGCGGUGAAUGGUCACAUCUAAAGGACAACAUAGCAUCUAUCCCAAGCAAGUCUGCUGCUAGAAAGACCCAUGUGUGUUUUAAAGAUGUACAACAUGUAAAUUAUGAGGUCGCAGAAUCCCCCAAAGAGGUCACCAACUACCUUGCAGGGGCACAGGACUUCAGUCAGCUCUCAGAUGAAGAAUUCGAAAAUAUUCUCUUUUUAUUUGAUUGGCAGGGUUUACAUAGAGCCACGUUCCAGAAGUAUGGUGUGAAGCUUCAGUUGGAGAAUGGCAAGUACAAGGUGAUAUUUCCUGUGCAGUCCCCACAGGGGGUUGUGACUUCCUUAAGGGUGCGGAGUGGAAGCCUGUCAGAAGAAGGGGACAUCAGUAUCCAACCAGUGUAUAACAUUCCCAGAUCCAAAAAGCAGAGGGACUUGUUUGGAUGGCAGUUAAUGGACCACGCUGCCAAAAAGCAGUCCAAGAACCAGGUUGUGAUCACAGACAGCGAGGUGAACGCCAUGGCUAUCUUUCAGGAGACUGGCAUUCUGUCUAUUGUGCUAGAUAAGGUCUCUCAACUGCCUCAGGAGGUUCUUCCACAUCUUGAGUCGUAUGAGAAGAUCACUCUGUGGCUUGGGAAGGACAUCACAGCCUGGCAGAAUGCCAAGCCAUUCGCACUCAAAUUAAAUGAGAAACGGGUCUUCAUAUUCAGGCCAACAAUUCUGAAGCAGAUGCCACUGGAGUGUGUCCAGUUGGGAUCAUCAAUGCAAGGCGUUCUAGCAGAGGCGUGUCUGAUCAGCCACAAGGACAUCCUGUCAACAUCAUACUUGCGAGACGAGGUGCUGGCAGAGCUCCAACAGUUUGACAAAGUCUGCGGAGUCAAGUGGCGUCGCUAUGAAAAGUUGAAUGAUAUCUUCAAGGGUCACCGACGCGGAGAGCUGACUGUGCUCACAGGACCUACAGGCUCCGGAAAGACCACAUUUGUCUGCGAGUACUCCCUAGAUCUCUGCAUGCAGGGGGUAAACACAUUGUGGGGAAGUUUUGAAAUCAAUAAUGUUCGUCUGAUUAAGUGCAUGCUCCAGCAGUUUGCAGGGAAAAAUAUUGCCAAGCACCUAAAUGACUUUGAUGACAUUUACAACGAGUUCUCCAACCUGCCCAUGUUCUUUAUGCGACACUUCGGCCAGCAGGAUAUCAACCAAGUGAUUGAUGUAAUGACUCAGGCAGUCUACAUACAUGACAUCAGCCAUGUUGUCAUUGACAACCUGCAGUUCAUGAUGGGUAUGGAUUUCAACGAGAUGAACCGCUGGGUCAAACAGGACCAGAUAGUGUCUGCCUUCAGACGCUUUGCCACAGAGAAGAACUGCCAUGUAACCAUUAUCAUGCACCCAAGGAAGGUGCGAGAGGGUGAGGCCCUCUCGACGGCGGCCAUAUUUGGGAGUGCCAAGGUGACCCAGGAGGCAGACAAUAUCAUCCUUAUACAGGACCAGCGACUGGACAAGGUCAACGGAAAGAAAUUUAUUCAGAUUGUGAAGAACCGCUUUGAUGGCGAUCUUGGUAUGCUUCUGCUGAAGUUCGACAAGAACAGUAAUGGCUUCCAGCUUGGCAAGAGAGCUUCUCCCAGACCUAAAGGGGCCCAACCGGACCAGAAAGAGGAGAAAGGGGCCCAACCGGACCAGAGAGAGGAGGAAAUUGACAUGGAUGACUGAGAAUAUGACAUCAGCUUUUUACUGACGUUGUGGCAGGGCUCGAAUUUAACUUUUCUCUCUACUAGCAAAACAUUGCGAGCAGCUUAAAUACCAGCUCGCAAAAUCAAAAACAUUCUCGCAAAAUUUGCUGGAAACAUAAAUAAAAGCAAGUUUGGACAUUAGUUUAGUACUAUUAAAACUAAAUAAAAUAUGACAUCAACCACAAGUUUGGGUGUUAUAUAUGAAGUUCUUUUUUCCCACUUGUUCACUGUUUUCGUGGAAGAAUUUAAUUUCCGUUUUUUUUUCUCUCAACUCAACAGUUAACUUUGCUUUAUAUUUCGUUUUGUUAUUUCAAUCUGUGUGCAAAAAGAAACUAGUUAUUUUUCGCUUCGGCGACAUGACUGUUCAGGUUUUUUGUCCUUUAUAGUGAACAUGUGUGGAUAAUCAACUGUUUCAUGUUCUUUGUACCAAUACCAUCCGCAAAUAUGUACUAUAAGUAUACCAGUCUACAUACAAAGUGCGAGCUUCCGCAUAUGGGUAUUCGGAUGUUCUAUUAAUUAACCUGGGGUUUAGCGUUCACAACGUCGAGCGCAUUUAGCAAUAUAACUCUUUUUUUUCACUAUUUCUUCACUCGCAAAAGAUUUCUAGUGGCUUAAAACUUAACUCGCAAUCGGUAUUUUUUACUCGCAUUUUGCGAGUGUGCGAGUGUUAAUUUCGAGCCCUGUGUGGAUCCAUCAAUAUGACACAAACAUUGAUUUGUCUUUUUUCUGUGUUUUGAGUGAAAGCUAUGGACGGAAUAUUGAUGCUGUGUAUCAGGAAAAUAUUGAAGAUGAUAGUGGUUGUAUAACAGAUUGUUGAAAACUGAUUGACUGGAAAGGAUAGUACUUAAAAGAUGGAUUAUGGGAAUGAGAAUUAUUCUGAUUUCUGCGUGUAACUGCGUUUGUUACCAUGUUGUUGCAGUAAGCGUAUGUAGCAAGACUGGGAUCAUUUACAUUAUGUAUCAUAUUCUAUUUAAAAAUGUAUUUUUGCCAAACAUUUUGUGUGUAUGUUUAUGAGAUCCAUUUUACUUUAAGGUUGCACUAUGUGAGUAAUUGCAGUUUGUUUCAUCUGUCCUACCAAACAAACUUACUUGUCUUUUAAAAUUGUUACAUGAUUUUGAAUGAUUUUUAAUUUUCAGCUAUUUGUAUUAUACUGAGACAUUCAAUUUUGUGGUCAUGUGCUGCUUUAGGAAAGUAAAGUACCAGGGCCGACGUGCAACAGCCGUGUCACUUGAAUCUCAUCAGAUAAAGUUAUUUCAGACUUUGUGUAAACGUUUUACUUGAACAUCUCAGUAAGACAAGUGUUAUGGUAAAUAAAAUCAUGUUAAAAGAAUAUUUAAACACAACCACUUUUAGGUAUGUUUCUAUUGCAGGAAGCAGUUUGCCUUAACGUAAAAAAUUACAAAGAAAUGUAUCCCGGGUACUCUCUGGGUUAUUGCUUCCUAUAGGUGCUUAUUAUGUUACUUAUUUCAAAUCAUAUAAGCUCAGUUGAAUUAUCCGAAGGGAUAUUAAAUAAUUAUAACUCUCUGAUUAUACUCCUUUAAUUGACGUUUCGGCAUAAUGCCUUUAUCAAAACAAUGGAAAUAAUAUGUUAACUACAUUUUUACGUCUUUUGACUGCACAAUUUAAAUAACAAAGAAAAAUAACAAAGGAGUAUAAUCAGAGAGUUAUUUCAAAUCAAUUUAAAUGGUGAUCACCUAUCCUUACAUAAAUUUAGAUUAAAGUAUAAACGUCUCUUGUCAGAAUAUAAUGUACCUGUCAUUAGUGUAAAAUAAGAAGUUUGUAUAUAGCUUUGCUAGAACUGGUAUACAUAUAGAACUCAAUAUGUAUGUGAAUCACCAGUUUGUAUAUAUGUAUAUGCUAGAACUGGUAUACAUAUAGAACUCAAUAUGUAUGUGAAUCACCAGCUGUAUAUAUGUAUAUGCUAGAACUGGUAUACAUAUAGAACUCAAUAUGUAUGUGAAUCACCAGUUUGUAUAUAUGUAAAUGCUAGAACUGGUAUACAUAUUGAACUCAAUAUGUAUGUGAAUCACCAGCUGUAUAUAUGUAUAUGCUAGAACUGGUAUACAUGUACAUAUAGAACUCAAUAUGAAUGUGAAUCACCAGUUUGUAUAUAUGUAAAUGCUAGAACUGGUAUACAUAAAGAACUCAAUAUGUAUGUGAAUCACCAGCUGUAUAACAAAGAAUCGAAUGAUCCAUAUUUUUAUCAGUAUUAUGUAUUACGUGAUAAGUUGCAUGAUUGAGUUGAGAAUCUGUCAAGUUGAUAAAUAUGCGUUGUUUUUAUUAGCGAGGUUGUUUUCAGAGAAAACCCAAGCUAUUGUCAUAGUCUGCUCGUCAUCCGCCAUAGGCGUCGUGCUAAAACCUUAACAUUGGCUCUAAAAUCAAAGUGCUUCCACCUACAACUUUGAAACUUCAUAUGUUGGUGCACUUUGAGGAGUUCUACACGCCACACCCAUUUUUGGGUCACUAGGUCGAAGGUCAAGGUCACUGUGACCUCUAACAUCAAACUUUAACAUAGGCUCUAAAAUCAAAGUGCUUCCACCUACAACUUUGAAACUUCAUAUGUAGAUGCACCUUGAUGAGUUCUACACGCCACACCCAUUUUUGGGUCACUAGGUCAAAGGCCAAGGUUACUGUGACCUCUAAUAUAAAAUUUAUACAAAAACAUUAAAAUUGCCUCUAAAAUCAAAGUGCUUCCACCUACAACUUUGAAACUUCAUAUGUAGAUGCACCUUGAUGAGUUCUUCAUGCCACACCCAUUUUGGCUCACUAAGUCAAAGGUCAAGGUCAUUGUGACCAAAAAAAAAAAAAAUCUGACAAGCUUUCGCAGCCGAGCGUUGCACCCGUUAUGUUGUGCUCUUGUUCUUUACUUUAUUAUUACUUUAAGAGAAUAUUUUGGAUAAGCAUUGUCGGUUGUUUUAUACGUGUAUACUGAAUCACACAUAAUAAACUGUGAUAAACUACA
Messenger RNA from Dreissena polymorpha, 5577 nucleotides. RefSeq names its product twinkle mtDNA helicase-like. Gene Ontology annotation, biological process: mitochondrial DNA replication. The record is from RefSeq and is a predicted model, not a curated record. Gene Ontology annotation, molecular function: ATP binding; single-stranded DNA binding; 5'-3' DNA helicase activity. The coding region runs from base 478 to 2595 and encodes 705 amino acids. Gene Ontology annotation, cellular component: mitochondrion. The transcript is spliced from 16 exons. NCBI's taxonomy places the organism in Eukaryota, Metazoa, Mollusca, Bivalvia, Myida, Dreissenidae.